Messenger RNA from Raphanus sativus (radish), 991 nucleotides. RefSeq lists its product as uncharacterized. The coding region runs from base 133 to 990 and encodes 285 amino acids. The record is from RefSeq and is a predicted model, not a curated record. Lineage: Eukaryota; Viridiplantae; Streptophyta; Magnoliopsida; Brassicales; Brassicaceae. The transcript has 3 exons.
GCCGAUUCUUAAAACUUCUUAAAUACUAGGUCACACCGAGUACAACAGUACAAUCUUUCCAGAACCCAUAACCGCCGAUCUAUAUUCCUGUUUCACUUUCAGUUAUAGGUAUUGGUGACUGUAACAAUCAUCAUGAUGGUAGAUCAAAGACAAGGAAAAGGUGAAUACAUUCAGUGGAGACCAGAAGAGAGCAAAUUGUUGAUUGAGCUAGUAGCAAACUGCUUCAAGGAGGGAUGGGUUGAUCCCAGUGGAAAAAUGUUCAAGAAAACCGUUGAGACAAAGAUACUUUCAGUUCUUAACGAAAAAUUUAAUAGCCGGAAGACUUAUAAGAAUUUUAACAACCGAAUGAAGAUCUUGAAGAACCAAUACCGAGAUUUUGUCAAUCUUCUGCAUUUUGAUUCUAAGGUUCAGUGGAAUCCAAUCACAAAGAAGUUCACGGCUCCUGAUGAAGUGUGGAACGCUUACCUUAGAGACUUUCCUAAUCAAAGGCAUGUGCGUAACGAGACAUAUGAAGAAUAUGAGAAUAUGAAGGUAGUAUUUGGGGGAAUGAGGAGAUUUGCAAGAUUACAUUCUCAGCUAUCGGAAAUGAGAAAGAACGAGAUACUGAAACAAGAAGUGGAUCUUACUAAUGAUGAUGACGAUGACGAGGUUCAUGAAAUUCGUGAAACCGAAACUGUUGUAUUUGGUGAUUCAUCAAACUAUGCAUCAGUCAAGGACAAUGAUAUUUUGGCAAAGAUUUGCACAGAACUAAGAUCAGUUGAGUCGGCCACUAAACAGAUGAUUCACAUAAUGCAAGGAAGAUCAAUGGUUGAGGAAAACAAGAAGAUCAAUGUUUGGGAGGCUAUCAAAGAGAUUCCUAAUUUGUCCAACCAUGUCCAAUACAAAGCUCUUUCCAUGAUUCAAAAGCUUCAGAUGGGAGACAUAUUUGUUAAUAUGUCUGUUGAAGAUCGUCUAGGUUGGAUUCAAUGGAAUACCCAGCGAAAGACUUAAC